This is a messenger RNA of Toxorhynchites rutilus septentrionalis, 2328 nucleotides long. RefSeq names its product cytochrome P450 4V2-like. The transcript has 4 exons. The record is from RefSeq and is a predicted model, not a curated record. Gene Ontology annotation, molecular function: heme binding; monooxygenase activity; iron ion binding. Bases 208 to 1728 code for a protein of 506 amino acids. Lineage: Eukaryota; Metazoa; Arthropoda; Insecta; Diptera; Culicidae.
UGGGCUCGUUAUAAAGCUCACAGCGCUUCGAAGCGCUAUCUCGUGUAAUAGCCGUCUAUCAGUUCGCAAGCUGCUAAUCACAACUCUCAGCCGCUCGCGCUUUUUUUCUUUCCACUUUCAACUCGCGAUCAGACGCGAGCUUCAGUUUACCACACAACACCCUGAGCCCAAAAAGAAAACAGUCGGUUUCGUUGGGGAACGUUCGAAAUGUUGCUCAUUAUCACGUUAAUUUUUGCCAGCGUUGGGUACGUGCUGUUUAGUUAUCACAAAACUAGACAGAAGCUGCUGAAUAUUCGAUCACACUUCGAUGGACCUCAUUCGAAUUAUCUGCUCGGAACGAUGCCAAUGUUCUACGGGAAAAGCAUCCCAGAUAUUUUCGAAAUCAUCACCAAUCUGCACAACAUUCACGGCGAAGAUAUUGCAAUUCUAGCGGCCUUCAAUGAAUUAGUGCUGGAUUUGAGCAGCGCCAAAAAUGUGGAGAAGGUACUGAUGGCUAAAUCCGUUCAAAAGUCAUUCGUGUACGACUUUCUGCAGCCAUGGCUUGGCACUGGUUUGCUCAUAUCUUCGGGGACGAAGUGGUUCCAGCGGAGAAAAAUUAUUACUCCGACGUUCCAUUUCAAAAUGUUGGAGAACUUUCUUGAGGUUUUCAACAAGGAGGCUGAUGUUUUUGUUUCGAAGCUGGAGACUCGCGCUGGCAAGGAUGAGUUUGACAUCUACGACUACGUUACGCUCUAUGCGUUGGACAGUAUUUGUGAAACCUCAAUGGGCGUUCAAGUACACGCCCAGGAUAACCCGAACAACGAGUACGUGAGUGCUGUCAAGCAAAUGAGCACCUUCUUCCUGCGAAGAAUAUUCAGCGUCCUUCGAUCAUUCCCAUCGCUGUUCGUGUUCUACCCUUAUGCCAGAGAGCAAAAGCGGGUGAUCAUGGCGUUACACAAUUUCACCAACUCCGUCAUCGAUUCCAGAAGUCGGAUGCUGAAGGAAGAGAACGCUACCAACAAAGUAGCAUUCGAUCUUCAAGAGGAAAAUCUUUACUCGAAGCGCAAGAUGACGUUCCUCGAUCUACUGCUCAACGUAACCGUCGAUGGAAAGCAACUGAGUCGCGAAGAUAUCCGAGAAGAGGUGGACACGUUUAUGUUCGAAGGUCACGACACAACCACGUCCGGAAUUUCCUUUACGAUUUAUUAUCUGGCGUUGUAUCAAGAUGUCCAGCAGCGAUUGUACGAGGAAAUUGAUCGAAUUCUGGGCAAGGGUAAAGCCACUACCAUGCUGUCGAAUGUCCAAAUUCAGGAAUUCGAAUACCUCGAUAUGGUCAUCAAAGAGUCACUCCGAUUGGUUCCACCGGUUCCUAUCAUUGGCCGGAAGCUGGUCGAGGACCUUGAAAUGAAUGGUGUCACCAUACCCGCCGGAACGAGCGUCUCCAUUAAGAUCUACAACAUUCAUCGUAAUCCGAAAAUUUGGCCAGAGCCAGAAAAGUUCGACCCGGAGCGGUUUGCAAAAUCAAACGAAGAUAAAAGAGGGCCGUACGAUUAUAUUCCCUUUAGUGCAGGUUCGAGAAAUUGUAUCGGGCAGAGAUACGCGAUGCUUGAGAUGAAAGUUACAAUCAUAAAGCUGCUAGCGAGCUACAGAGUACUGCCCGGUGAAUCGCUAGGGAAGAUGAGAUUCAAGACAGAUUUGGUUAUUCGACCGAACGAUGGUAUUCCAAUCAAACUUGUGCAAAGAGGCUAAUAUAGUUUUGUUAUGAAUAAAUCAUGUAAUUUUAAUGAAAUUGGUAACCGUUUUUUUCGUGAGGAAUGUCCUCACGACCUGCUGAAAUACGGUGUUUCAUAAAACAACUUAAACGAAAAAUAUUAUAUUCAAUAUUUAUAUGAUUUUAUUUGUGAUGUGGAAUGAUAUUUUGGCCUUGAUUUUAAAAAAUUCACUAAAAACUAUCAGGUGUGCAAAUUAAAAAUAUCUGUUUUUUGGAAUUUGAAAUUUUAUUGCGAAAAAAGUAGAAGGGUCUGAGCCUAGGGGCACGGACCGAACUUUGACGUAGGACUGUGAUUGUUCAGAUCAGUUGUUUUUUUGAAUUUAAUUCUUUUCAUUGUUCAGAAAUAUGUUAAUUUAAUUCAUUUGAAACUCCAAGAGUAGCCCUGAAAAGGUCCGUUUGUUAUAUGUACUCAUAUCCGUCAAACGGUUUGUAAGAAACAAAGAGGAAAAUGGUUCUGGCAGGAUGUUCAACUGCCUGACAAUGAUUAAUGAAUAUCAGUGUGACAUAUAACAGGGUAGAAUGGUAGAUGAAUUAUAUAUGGAUCGGUAAAUGAAAUAAAAUUAUAUCGUCAUUGAUUA